This is a messenger RNA of Diorhabda carinulata, 4276 nucleotides long. It is a transcript of the gene Bsg, whose product is annotated as neuroplastin. NCBI's taxonomy places the organism in Eukaryota, Metazoa, Arthropoda, Insecta, Coleoptera, Chrysomelidae. The record is from RefSeq and is a predicted model, not a curated record. The transcript is spliced from 7 exons. Bases 228 to 1067 code for a protein of 279 amino acids.
GGCGUCGUGGAGUUUCGGCAACGCUGUAAUCGACUGUCGGAGAUUACGUAAACUAGCACCAGCCCGUGACUGUCUUUGGAGGAAGAUCGCCAUUUUAUAUUGAACUAUUUGAGAGAAUUAAUGCGAGGUCGACGAAGAUAGUGUGAGUGUUGUGUGUUGGGUGUAGUACGUACGUGUUGUUAAUGGUGUAGUAAACAAUUGGAUUAGAAUAAAAAACAAUUUAUAAAAUGAAAAAUUUUGUGUUGUGUGUUACCUUGAAUUUUCUAUUUUUUAUCAGCAGCGUAAUUUCAAUUGAAAUAACGGCAGUAGAACAAACCGUUGUAUUUACACCGAAAACAUCGUUUUCGAUACAGUGUAAUGUAUCGGACACUACAGGAAAUCCUCAAAUCAUUUGGAAAAAAGAUCAAAAUGAGGUAACGAAUAUAGAAAGCCUUAAAAAUAAAAUAGAAACUACUUAUAAUGCUACGAAAGGCCUGGCGACGUUGAAAAUAAAUAAUCCAAAAGAAGAUGCCGGCGGUAAUUACAGUUGUGUCGCUAAUCCGAAAACGGCCGAAGAAACAUCCGCCUUAAUUCACGUAGCAAGAUCAGUUCUUGUGAAAGUCCAAGCUAAUAUAAACGUGGUAGAAGAAGAAAAAUUAAGGGUGCAAUGUAAAGUUUUGGGUAAUCCCGAAAUCACAUGGAUUUUUCAAAAUGAAACUUACAAUGAAACAAAGGGCCGUGUCCACGUAGAAGAUUAUACGGAAGAUGGAAAAACCGUUAAAAACGGAAUGCUUAUCGUCGAUGGAAUUACCCAAGCAGAACGAGGUUUUGUUACUUGUAUAGGAGAAGAUCUAUUUACAAAUACUUCUUCCAGUUCGCAGUGUAUGGUUAGAGUUAAAGAUAAAUAUGCCGCCCUUUGGCCUUUCCUAGGUAUAUGUGCUGAAGUUAUCGUUUUAUGCGCCAUUAUUAUAAUAUAUGAAAAGAAACGUAAUAAGACAGAACUUGAAGAAAGUGAUACAGACCAAAGUCCAGACCAAAAGAACACCCCUGACCACGGGAAAGACGCCAAUUUGAGACACAGACAGUGAAAAUUUAACAAAUAAACAAAAAAACCGCCGUUCAGAUUAAUAAAUUAUUAUAUAAGAACUAUCUAGAAGUUAUAAACAGUUAUAUUGUACAAAUGUUUAGUCGGGCCUAAACGACUCGACGACAUUUCUCGUUCGAAGAUGUUUUUGGAGUACUGUACACCAAAAAAAAAAACAAAACAAUUUUUAGGUUAUUAGAUUUAAAUUGUUAUAAAAGCCUUCCCAAUACGUUUGCCUUAGAUAGCAGCCUUUUUAUUGUAGGUUUAAAAAACGCGUAUCGAUCAUUUCUUUUUUUUUAUUCAUGAAUGUUUUUUUUAUUUUUCGGUACUCAAAUAUGUAGAUAUUGUAAAAUCAUUGUUAUGCAACUAAAUCGGCUGAUAUUUAAUGUAAACUAAAAAUAAUACGUCGUACCGUUGUAUAUAUUUAUAUAACAUAUAAGAAUAUUGAAAAAAAAAAAACAAAAAAAAAAUGUACACUCCUGUUAAAUAAUUAUGUUUUUUUUGUGGAAUGUUUUUUUUUAUUUUUCGUUUUGUCCCAGGCUGUUACCAAACUCGCGAUUUAUCUUUCCAACAACUACAAAUCAAAUUAAAUUAAUUAUUAAUAAUUAUAGAUUAAAAAAAACUUUCUAGAGUCCCCCUGAAGUUGCUAAUUUUUUUUUCAAAAAUGAUAUUCCAAAGAAAUUCAUUCAUAAACAGAUAUACUUAUUUGGUUUUUUAAUAAAUUACUUGUUGGAUAGACCCGAUGACUUUAUAUAAGAUUCUGCGGGUCGUGAACCUUUUAGAUCGCUGGGAAACAGCAAAAACCUACAACAUCGACGAAUGAUGAAGUUCUAAGAGAAACGUUAAAAGAAGAUGAAAAAAUUGAUAAUUGGAACGAUUCUUCUUGGUUUUUUAGAAAAAAGAUUUUUAGAAAUUUACUCGCUGUUUUUUUCCAAAUUAGAUCGUGAUUUUUCUGUUGAAGGAUUAACAUCGCUUUAGAUAGCCCCGAUAUAGGAUUUUUCCACCUGCAUGUCCCGAAUUGAAAUAUUUUCUACUCGCGCGGGUCACGAACCAUUUAGGUCACAUAGAAAUAGUAAUAAAACAUGCAACAUCAACGAAUGAUGAAAUCAUAGAAGAAUUAUUCAAAAAAGAAUAAGAUAGUAGUAGGAACGUUUCUUCUUCGUUUUUGAGAAAAUAGAUUGUCACAAAGUUUUUUUUUCUGAUUAGUUUGGAAUGUUCUUAAUAUAGUUUUGAAUGGCCCUGAUAUAGGAUUGUUAUCCUCCGCAUGGUUCAAAUUACGAUUAUUUUGGAUAGCCCUGAUGUAAGAUUAUUUUCCUCUGCAAGGCUCGAAUUGAAUUUUCUUACGUCCUACAGCUUUUGGACGAUUUGGUCCACCGGGUUACAGAUAAACAGCAGAAAACCUGCAACACCUUCGAGGGAAGUAGGGAUAGGAGAAUCAUUCCAAAGGGACAAGGUAAUUCGUUUCUUGGGUUUGAAGCAAAGAAGUUCUCUGGUAAAUCAAUAUGUGUGGUAACGGUGAUCCCAGACAUGAUUGUUUGAAUCACAUGGAUUUUGGAGAUAGUUUAGAAGACUCUAAAUGGAAAUAACCUUGAUGAGUCAUCCUCAGAUCUCGUGGUGCUUUCCUCCAAACAUCUGGAAAAAAUUUUGUAGUAGAAGUCUGGGAAUUGGGACGCUUUUGAAUAUCAAGUUCCUUUUCCGAUACCUAAUCGAGAAUUUUUGGAACCAGAUAAAAAAAUUUCUUCUUUGAAGCAUAUUUAUAUAAAUGGAAACGAUUUAACUUGAUCAAAAUUGCCAAAGAAUAAUUUUGACGAUAUGCGAUGAUGCCAGGUUGAUAUUUGUUUCAUAGGAACCACAAAAAAAUUUUAAAAUCGAUAUUUGGCGCAAAUUUGGAGGCAAUUCGUUUUUUGUUUGUUUUUUUCAAUUCGUACAAAUUUUUUUAACUAUAAGUAAGGUUAGAAAUAUUGCACUUCUGUAUCUUCUAGUGAUGCUUGUGUGUAACUGCUCAGCGCUUUUUUUCUAUCGUUCUUAUGUAUCCUGGUUACAACCACCUUUGAUUAAAAUAGGGGGUAAACAAUAUAAAAAAUAUAACCUCUAAUACAACUUUGUGUUACGUCAUUUUAUAUAUAAUAUUUUUUUUCCGGAAAUUCUUUGUCCUCAAUUUUUUUAACGGUAAUUUCCUCAUAAUUAUUUUCUUGUUGCUUCUAUAGUAUUUUUUUAUUAUUUUUUGUUUCUCAACAUAUUUUCUCCUCAAAUCCUGAAUUUACAAAAAUGCGGAAAACAUAACCUCAAACACUCAUUAUUCUAUAACCCUCGUAAUUUUGAAUUUCCGCUUUUUAUUUUCUGGAAUAUUUCAUGGAGUUUUCUUUUUUGUUUAAAUUUUUGUUUUUUAAGUUGGAAUAUUAAAAUUGUUUUCCUUUCAAAUCUAAACUAGUUAAUGAAAAUUUAAAAGUUUUUGUUUCUUCUGGACCUCUGCUAUUUUUAUUUUAAAAAAAAAUUUUACGAUAAUAGUUUUCCAUUAAAAAAUUGAAAAUAUUUCUUUCCCUAUUGAAACGGUGUGUUUAUUUUUUUUAUUUAGUUGAAAUAUAUAUUGUCAAUAUAACAGGAGCUAGUAUAGAAAAGAAAAUUUGAUAUAAAAUUUGGUUAUGAGUGGAAAAUUGUUAAAAAUAACGAAAAAAUAACCGGAAGUGUGAAAACUGGCCAAAAUUGAGAAAGUGGAUAAAAUUGGGUAAAAAAUUUAUGAAAAUAGUAAAAAAUGGACAAAGAUUGUUAAAAACACGGAAAAAUGUGACUAAAAUUGGACAAAAAUGGCUGAAAUUGAAGAAUAUAUUGGAAAGUAAUUGAAAAUUUGAGGUGGAUGAAAUUGGGGGAAAUACACUAAAAUUCAUAAAUUCGUUUAAAAUAUGGAAAGUGACUUAUAUUUGAAAAAUUGAUUGGUAAUGUGUAAAAAAUUGGGAAAAUCCUUAAAAAUAUUGGAAAAUGGCCAAAUCAAUAAUCGAGUGUCCAUUUGGUAGGAAACAUCCUUUUAAACAACUUACGUAUUCUGUCACAGACAGAAGUGGAUAAAAGCAAUGAAAUACUAUUUACAAUAAAUUAACAGUGAAAAUUGUUAACAAGAUGGCUGAAAAUGUCAAAAAACAAUUAAAAACUCGUUAAACGUGAAAAUAUGACCAGAAGAAAAGGAAAAGUAUUUGAAAAUUGGGUUAAAAGUGAAAA